AUCAACAACAUGUGGGUCCUCCUCCUCCAGCAGGACCUACCAGAUGUGUCACAUUCAGAGCGAUAAAAACGGCGCUUCAGAAGACUCACAGAGGCCUAGUGUGCGAUGGAGGACGAAUGGGAGGAAGAGGAGCAGCUGGUGGUGGCCGAGCUGUCGGGUAUGGUCGACUCGGACGUGCUGAGGAGGUGUGAGGGCUGGACUAAGGUGGUGGGUCUGGACAGCGAGCAGCCCGUCCUGCAGCUUGGUCGGUACGUGUUCGCCGGAGAGUACGAGGACGCUGUGGGAACCUGUGUGAUCUUCCAGGAGGACUCGGGGGACCCCGCCUGCAGCCCUACGCUCAGAUACAAGUGCCACACGGCCAAGAAGCUCAUGCUCCAGAGAACCUUUCUCUCCGAGAGGAAAGAGGGGGAGUCCGGCUCGCGGGCCAUCGAGGUGCUGUCUCUGAACGAGGGCGAUGUGUGUGGGAGAGCAAGCACGGUGUGCCACUACGUGCUAGACCCCGCUGAGAAGGCGGAGGACCAAGGUCCCGGAAUCAGCGACGAGUCAGACGCUGAAAUGGCAGAGAGGGAUCAAACGUCCACAAAACAGGACAGCAUGCUGGACAGUAGCGAAGCAGCAGAGAACUACAGCCAAAUAGUCGAACCGACACAAGCUGAGGAACACCAGGGCCAAGGACCCUGACUGAAGAACACCAGGGCCAAGGACCCUGACUGAAGAACGCCAACGGCGACUGAAAUAUGUCCUGAACGUUUGUUAGUGGAGUGUUUGUAAAAAAAAAACGUCAAUGCGAACAGAAAUGAUGCUUCUUUACUACUCACCCAAAAAGAUGUUUUUUUCAGGUGUUCUUUAGUAAAUGCAGUGGUUCUGUUUAGAGCUAUGAGUUCUAGGUAGAACCAUUUCAUGAAAUUUUUCACAUUGAUGGAGAAUGAGUGGAGAUGGAGAACCUUUUUGAAAACGAUUCUGUAUAGCACCACUUCACCAUGUAGAGAACCAUAUAAGCAUGCAAAUGGUUCAGUGUAGAACCAUCGCCUUUACUUAAAAAAAACCUGGAAAAAGUGAAUAGGCAUGUGGAUAUAUUUUUGUAUAUGCGGUUAUUAUAAGUAUUUUUGAUAUACACUUAUGAUGCAUAAUAAAUACGUUUAUAAAGA
This is a messenger RNA of Pygocentrus nattereri (red-bellied piranha), 1148 nucleotides long. RefSeq names its product general transcription factor IIIC, polypeptide 6, alpha (gene gtf3c6). Lineage: Eukaryota; Metazoa; Chordata; Actinopteri; Characiformes; Serrasalmidae. The record is from RefSeq and is a predicted model, not a curated record. The coding region runs from base 106 to 681 and encodes 191 amino acids. Gene Ontology annotation, cellular component: transcription factor TFIIIC complex. Gene Ontology annotation, biological process: transcription by RNA polymerase III. The transcript has a single exon.